AUGCCUUUCCUUGACCACCUCCUCACCUACAAGAUCACAGCUUACAACACUAGGCACCAAAGAGGAAGAAAGCUUAGUGUUGGAGGGCUCAUCACACCUAUCUUGUGUGCUGCUGGAGUAAACCCAACUGAUAGGAGAGCUACUGAACCAGGUUGGAUGGACAUCAAGUUUUGCAAGACCAACCUCCUCAUUGAGCACAAGGAGUUGGAUGGGAGGUUCCAAUUCAAGUUCACACAUCCAUUGGCUGGACCCUCCAAGCUUCUCCUGCCCAACCCAGAGCUCACCACAGUUAGGAGCCUGAGCUCGAUCGAGCUGAGUCGAGCUGAGGUCGAGCUGAGGAUCGAGCUGAAUAUCAGGUCCAGGAGCGCUGAUUGGGUGAGCCUGAGUGCUACUACUUUGAGGAGUAUGAGGCUCCAAGGAUGA
Microthlaspi erraticum is the source of this 423-nucleotide messenger RNA. NCBI's taxonomy places the organism in Eukaryota, Viridiplantae, Streptophyta, Magnoliopsida, Brassicales, Brassicaceae. The record is from the annotation of a GenBank genome assembly.